UAAAGGAGGAGCUGUAACUAUAUAAUGAAGAGAAAGACUGACAGAAACAGAAAAUGGCUGAUAAGUGUGAUCUGUGUCUGCUGGGACUGAUCAUUCUCUCUUCACUUCUCACAGGUACCAGUGGAGUGAAUGAGACUGAUGUGUUCAUCAGUUCUGGUGAAAAUGUCCGUCUGCCCUGUAAUAAUGCUCUUUCUGACUGUAAGUCAACAUUUUGGAUUUACUAUAGCAUAUCCAGACAUUCAGGGGCAGAUGAACUAAUUGGUUUAGGGAUAAAGAAUAAAGACACAGAGAGACAUGAGAGACUGAGUCUGGGGUCUGACUGCUCUCUGAACAUCAAGAACGUCACAGAAGAAGAUUAUGGAUUAUACAGCUGCCAACAAUGGACAGAUGUGAAUGGACAACUACAAAAAGAAAGGAAUGAUACACGUGUUUAUCUGCAUGUUCUUCAUGUUUCAGUGUCUCAAUCAUCAUCAUCAUCAUCAUCAUCAUCCUCACAGACUGAGAUCACUCCAGGCUGCUCUGUGACUCUCUCCUGUCAUGUGCAUUCAGUCUCCUUUAUUUAUUGGGUCCAUUCUGAGGGACUUCAUCUGUUGUGGGUGAAUCAGACUGGUGUUGAUCUGACGACAGACUCCAGAUAUCAGAUAUUAUUCUCAUCGUAUCACUGUAACAUCACUCUGACUACAACACUCCUGAAUGAAGAUGACAACAGAGAGUGGAGAUGUCAGCUUACUCUCAGAAAUCAACUCCAGACCUCAGUCAGAUACACUGUCAAGUAUUCAGUCAGCAGCUCAAACUCUGAGAAGAAAUCAAGCCAAACUACAGCAGCAGCUCCUACACAAGAUCCAGCUGACACAGCAUCAGAAACUGAAGUCAGUGUGACUGCUGGAUCAUUAUUCAGAGUGAUUGUGAUUAUUGUUGAGAUGGCAGUGUUUGCUGCUCCUACUGUGAUUCUUCUUCAGAUCAUCUGUGCAAGAAGAGCUGGGAGGAAGGACUCGCAGCACCCAGAGGAAAUAGAGAUGCCUACAAUAUUACAAUAAAAUACUGCUGAGUUUGGAGACAAUCUGAAACAAGAUUUAAAACCGCAGAAACUCACAGAGGAUUGUUCAUUGUUUGAUUCUCUUCUUCUCAGAAAACAGAGAAAAAAACUCCCUGAAGUAAUAGUGACACCAUCAAGUUUAGAUUAAAUUUUGGAUGAUUGCUACUAAUUUUCUUAAAGGGGUCAUAAAUUGAUAAAUCAAAUGUUCCUUUAUCUGUAGUCAUAUGAGAAGUGAUUGUACUAUAAAAACAUUCUGUAAGUUUCAGAGCUCAAAACCUCUAUGUAAUAUGUAAUAGUGUAAUAGUGUGAUGAAAGCCUCUGCAAAUCAGAUCAAUGCCUAUUUCCACAUCAUAUCAUAUUUGGCUCCGCCCACUGGUGCGUCACUGAGAUGAGGAGAGAAGAGUAAUACAGGAUCACUGGAUCACCAAAACUCCUGUUAUGAAUCUCUAACUGUAUUUACAUCAUGCUGUAAAUUAUGAUCAGUGGGAGAUUAUUAUUCACAGAAUUAUGUUUUAUUUACAAAGUUCAGGAGGAGCAUAUUCAAAUGAUCUACCCAAUCAGCAUAAGAGAAGGCCUAUAAAUACGUAGCCGACUCACCUAUGUUCCUCGACAGUUUUUUCUGCAUCCCUCCACCACCCCGUCUUCUCACACUUGCCUGGUUACUAUCUUAACGAAAGAGUAAUAUGGGUUUGGACGACAUUCCCCCAGGCAGCACGCCAAAUACACAUACUUUUUAUUCUAUCUAAUCAUUUGUAAGUGUGAACUUGUGAAAUGAAUAAAGUUUGUUGAACAAA
This is a messenger RNA of Ctenopharyngodon idella (grass carp), 1830 nucleotides long. RefSeq lists its product as uncharacterized. NCBI's taxonomy places the organism in Eukaryota, Metazoa, Chordata, Actinopteri, Cypriniformes, Xenocyprididae. Gene Ontology annotation, molecular function: MHC class II protein binding; protein tyrosine kinase binding. Bases 54 to 1037 code for a protein of 327 amino acids. The record is from RefSeq and is a predicted model, not a curated record. Gene Ontology annotation, biological process: T cell activation; interleukin-15-mediated signaling pathway; positive regulation of ERK1 and ERK2 cascade. Gene Ontology annotation, cellular component: external side of plasma membrane; membrane raft. The transcript is spliced from 7 exons.